CUGCAAGCCGCCACCGACUUGAACCGAGAUUGUGGUUAGACUCAGUGACAAGUCAGACGUACUUUCUAAAUAGUAUGACUCAAUCGUGAGUUGAAAAAUGUAAUUCUUGAAGAAUACGAUUCAACAACACGGAUCUUUUUUAUUUUAAAAAAUGGGUCGGUGAUAAGGGUUGUGGUUCUUUUAGUUUUCUUUGGUUCUCCUCGAUAAUAAUCAACGUAUACGAUGGUGGACAUAAAGACGAACGUGAGUUUUGCAUGCCAACGGUGUCUACAACCACUUAGACUCGAUUCCAGUUUUGAUCAUCUCGGGGAGCAUACGCUUGCCGAACUUUCACUUCCCAUACAGCAGCAAGUGGUCGGAGGAUUAGAAACCCAAAGCGAUAGCAUAGAACACUUGGUACCACCCUUCAGAUUGACUGAAUCAGGAAAUGGUACAAAUGGAUUCAUGCUGGUUGGUGAUUCCGGUGAAACUGAGAGCUUAAGUCAUCAUCUAAAGGUACGAGCAACAUUAUUUGACAUUCUUAGCAGUAGCAGUUCAGCAGACCACCCUCUUUGUGAUGAGUGUACAGAUAGCCUGUUGAUAAUAAUGGAUCAACAAUUACGAAUGACAGAAGGAGAAUGGUCAGAUUACAAUGAGUACCUGAAAAAACUAGAAAUAGAACAGCAACUCCAAGGACAUGAGGAUGUAGAGAUGGAGAACUUAACAAAGGAAUUGCAGGAUGUACAGUCUGAAGAGGAGAGAAUGAUAAGAGAGCUAGAAGCAUUGAGAAAGGAGGAGAUAGCUACCAAAAAUGCUAUAGCACAACAGGAAAGAGAAAGGGAAAGAUUACAAAGUGAAGAGGAAAGGUAUUGGAAAGAAUAUUCUAAACACAAACGAGAUGUCCUUUUGGCUGAAGACGAAUGUCGCAGUUUGGAGUGCCAGUUGGCGUACGCAGCUUCGCAGCUUGAGAGGUUGAAGAAAACGAAUGUCUUCAACGCCACAUUCCACAUCUGGCAUUCGGGCCACUUUGGAACUAUCAAUUCGUUUCGACUAGGUCGAUUGCCGAGUGUACCAGUGGACUGGAGUGAAAUAAACGCCGCAUGGGGACAAACAACGCUUUUACUGUCGUCUCUUGCGCGCAAAAUGAAUUUGACGUUUAAGCGUUUUCGUCUGGUGCCGUUCGGCAAUCACAGUUACAUCGAAGCGCUGGAUCAGAACAAAGAACUUCCUCUGUAUGGAAGUGGUGGGUUCAAGUUCCUGUGGGAUACGAAAUUCGACGCAGCUAUGGUGGCGUUUUUGGAUUGCUUGCAACAAUUUAAGGAACAAGUAGAGAAAGGAGACAGUGGCUUUUGUUUACCAUACAGAAUGGACCGUGGUAAAAUAGAAGACACCGCAACAGGCAAUUCCUACUCUGUAAAGAUACAGUUCAACUCAGAGGAACAGUGGACCAAGGCUUUAAAAUUUUUACUAACAAAUCUAAAAUGGGGUCUUGCAUGGGUCAGCUCCCAAUUCACAAAAGAUGAACUGGGCAAUUGAGUGUUGGUUUUUGUGAUUUUGCGUAAUAUUAAUUAUUCAAUUGUCUCGCGUGACUGCUUGUGUACAUAUGCUGUAUUUUAAAUAAAUUCAACUGAAUGA
This is a messenger RNA of Odontomachus brunneus, 1614 nucleotides long. It is a transcript of the gene Atg6, whose product is annotated as beclin-1-like protein. The record is from RefSeq and is a predicted model, not a curated record. The transcript is spliced from 6 exons. Gene Ontology annotation, biological process: autophagy; autophagosome assembly; cellular response to nitrogen starvation. Gene Ontology annotation, cellular component: phosphatidylinositol 3-kinase complex, class III, type I; phagophore assembly site; phosphatidylinositol 3-kinase complex, class III, type II. Bases 223 to 1515 code for a protein of 430 amino acids. Lineage: Eukaryota; Metazoa; Arthropoda; Insecta; Hymenoptera; Formicidae.